CUCUCAUCUCGACGCUCUUCCAAAACUCUAAAGAAAAGCAUAAUUUUCGAUCGCAGAAAGGGUUUAAAAAAGAAGAAUAAAAAAGCUCUUUCCAAUCAAUUCUUCUUCUACUUAUUCGAUCAAUCGAGGGUUUCAUUAAAAAAAUUGGUUUCAAAAUAUAAAGAUAAGAACAUAAUGAUGUCAGUUACACCCGAUCAAUUUAAAAAAGUUGGAAUGGGGUUAACACCAUCUCCAGUUCCUUUCCUCACGCCUCGGCCUGAACGUCGCCGCCAAGAUUUGAGAGGUUCCGAGUGGAACUCCAAUCGUCUUGACAAAGAUAAAGAGGUGAAUGUGCAAGUGCUUCUAAGAUGCAGGCCACUGAGCGAUGAUGAGGAAAGGUUAAAUGUCCCAAGAGUGGUAUCUUGUAAUGAGCAUAAAAGGGAAGUCACUGUUAUGCAAAAUGUAGCUAACAAGCAAAUAGAUAGAGUUUUCACUUUUGACAAGGUUUUUGGACCAAAAUCACAACAAAGAUCAAUUUAUGACCAAGCCAUUGUUCCCAUUGUAAAUGAAGUCCUUGACGGCUUCAAUUGCACAGUCUUUGCAUAUGGGCAAACAGGCACUGGUAAAACAUAUACAAUGGAGGGUGGGAUGAGAAAUAAGGGUGGUGAAUUACCUGCUCAAGCCGGUGUUAUUCCAAGAGCAGUUCGCCAAAUUUUUGAUACUUUAGAGGCACAGAAUGCUGACUAUAGCAUGAAAGUGUCAUUUUUGGAGUUGUACAAUGAAGAAAUUACUGAUUUGCUAGCUCAAGAAGAUAAUUCUAAAUCUAUGGAAGAUAAGCAAAAGAAACCCAUUUCCUUGAUGGAGGAUGGAAAGGGUUGUGUGGUUGUAAGAGGCCUUGAAGAAGAAGCUGUAUAUAGUGCAAAUGAAAUUUACACCAUUUUGGAAAGAGGAGCAGCCAAAAGGCGUACAGCGGAUACCUUGUUAAACAAGCGCAGCAGUCGCUCCCAUUCUGUCUUUUCCAUUACUGUCCAUGUAAAAGAAGCAGCUGUUGGAGAUGAGGACCUUAUUAAGUGUGGCAAACUUAAUCUUGUUGACUUGGCUGGAUCAGAGAAUAUAUCUCGUUCAGGUGCACGAGAGGGUCGUGCAAGGGAAGCAGGCGAGAUAAAUAAGAGCUUACUCACCUUAGGCCGAGUCAUUAAUGCAUUAGUUGAACAUUCUGCUCAUAUUCCAUAUAGGGAUAGCAAGCUAACAAGGCUGCUAAGAGAUUCUUUGGGAGGGAAGACAAAAACUUGUAUCAUUGCCACAAUUUCACCAUCUGCACAUUCUCUAGAAGAAACUCUGAGUACUCUAGAUUAUGCCUACCGUGCUAAGAAUAUAAAGAAUAAACCAGAGGCAAACCAAAAAAUGUCCAAAACUGUUCUGUUGAGGGAUUUGUACUUGGAAAUAGAGAAAAUGAAAGAAGACGUUCGAGCAGCAAGGGAUAAAAAUGGUGUUUACAUUCCACAUGAAAGAUAUGCCCAGGAAGAAGCUGAAAAGAAGGCAAGAAUUGAGAAAAUAGAUCAGCUGGAGAAUGAUCUGAGGCUCAGUGAGAAGGAAGUUGAUAUGUAUCGCGAACUGUAUAUCACUGAACAAGAAGAGAAAUUGGACUUAGAAAGCCAGCUCAAGGAUUGCAAGAUGAAUUUGGAAAACAGAAACAAAGAAUUUCUUGAACUUCAAGAGUACCACAGGGUAGCCCUCUCAACAAUCAAAGAAAAGGAGUUUAUAAUCUCCAAGCUUCUAUUCUCAGAGAAUUCUUUAGUUGAACGGGCAAAGGAGUUGCGAAAUGAGUUGCAAAGUGCAUCAGUUGAUAUAACUUCGCUCUUUGCAAAAUUAGAUCAAAAAGACGAGAUGGAAGCUAAAAAUCAUAGCAUGGUUCUGUCAUUUGGUUCUCAGCUUGAUCAGAGGUUAAGAGAUUUGCACAAGACUAUCCUGGGAUCAAUCUCUCAACAACAGCAACAAUUAAGAUGUAUGGAAGAACAUGCACAUUCCUUUCUUGCAAGUAAAUGUGAUGCAACAGAAAUCUUGGAAUCAAGGAUAAAGAAAUUGACAGAGACAUACACUUUAGGCAUAACAAAUUUGAAGGAACUUGGUAACUCAAUGCAAAAGAAAGCAUCCUCUGAUCUGGAACAGAUAAAUUCUACAACCUUGUCUCAUGGAAAGGCUGUUGAGCAAUUUCUUGUCACUAUAGUGUCAGAAGCGAAGGAGGUUAUCAGGGACAUCCAGAAUUCUCUGAUUGAACAAAAAAAGUUCCUGGCAUUCUCUGCCCAACAGCAAGAGGAGGGCUUACAGCGAAGCUUGGUUUCUGCAAAAGAAAUUUCAAAGGCAACCAUGGAUUUUUUUUGUGACCUUUAUCAACAGGCCUCCAAUGUCAUGACAAUGAUUGAAGAGAGCCAGGCUGAAAACUCAAAGGAAUUAGCUAAUUUCAACAAGAAGUUUAAGGAGGAGGCCGCCAAAGAGGAAAAAGAGGCUCUGGAAAAAAUUGCUGUGAUAUUAGCAAACUUGACAUCUAAGAAAUCUGCUAUGGUCUCAGAGGCAUCAAAGAACAUUCAGGACUCAAGUACACAACAGAAUAAGAGAUUGCAUAUAGAGAUUUCUCACAUGCAGCAGGUCUCAACUGAUGCUAGAAAAGAAUUGAGCAAGUAUGUAGAGAAAGUGGAUAGUCAUUUCAUGCAGGACACAUUCUCAGCAGCUGAAUCUAAGGCUAUUAUUGAAAAUUUCAUUGAAGAGUGCUCCAUUAAGGUGGAUUCUUCUAAGCAACAGUGGGAACGUGCUCAAUCAUACAUGAGUGGUCUUAAUACAAGGAGCAUUGCAGAGAUAGAAUCCGCCGUAAAGGAAAAUAUAAGCACAAAUCAAAUAGCACAUGAAGAAUUUUUAUCUGCUUGCUCUUCAAUCGAUGUAGAUUUCAGUUCUAGAGCUGGUGAUAUUGUGGCAUCUGUUGAUGAUUUGCUAAUGCGGGAUCAGGAAAGUAAAAAGGAAAUAGACUCGAUGACUACUGCAUGUUUAGAUCAGCUCAAAUUGAUACAAGAAAAGCAUGGCGAAAACAUAACAAGCAUCAGAAAUCAAGCCGAAAAGUCCCUUACAAAAGAUUAUUUGGUUGACCAGCAUAGUAGCACAACACCUAAGAAACGACUUAUAACAGUGCCAAGCUUGGCAUCUAUAGAAGAGAUGAGGACAGCCAUGGCAUUUGAGAAUCUGGAAGAAGGGAAUAUUGUGGACCACAGAUCAAAAUUGGGCCACAACGAAAGCAAGAACAUGCCUAUUGUUGCAGCCUCACCUAAUAGAACUCCUUUUGCAGAUGUCAAUUAAUUUCUAGGCAUUUGGUGGCCAGGUUUAGCUAUAUGUACUCAUCAACUGAUGAGUGCAACUUCAUUUGUUUUAACCUGUUAGGAACUGAACUGAAUCGUCCAGGAAGAUGUCUAGAUAGCUGUUGUAGUAAUUAUGUAAUACUGAAUAAUUAGUUUCUUAGUUUCUUCUUCUCAAA
Messenger RNA from Mangifera indica (mango), 3499 nucleotides. Its product is annotated as kinesin-like protein KIN-5B. The transcript is spliced from 24 exons. The coding region runs from base 175 to 3324 and encodes 1049 amino acids. Gene Ontology annotation, biological process: microtubule-based movement. The record is from RefSeq and is a predicted model, not a curated record. Lineage: Eukaryota; Viridiplantae; Streptophyta; Magnoliopsida; Sapindales; Anacardiaceae. Gene Ontology annotation, molecular function: ATP binding; microtubule binding; plus-end-directed microtubule motor activity.